AUGGUCGCCGGCGGCAACACCAGCAACAUGUCGGCUAGAUAUACUCCCAAUGUGAAGCCCGAGUUUGACGACGAUCUCGAGGAGUAUGAGCAGCCAGAGCUAUCCCCCUACGAAACCCGCCUCGUAAUCGUCCUCCUCGGCCCCAGCGAGCGCAAAUUCUCCAUUCCAGAAUACUACCUCAAGCAGUCGCCCGUCUUCGCCGACAUCCUAAGCACCUACCCCAACUUCAUCACCCGGACGACCCCCUGCAUCGCUCUCCCAGACAUUGACGACGACAUCACCCACACGAUCGUCCACUACCUGCACACCGGCACGUACCAGACCCUCCGGCAUGGCGGCGACUGGACAAAGACCGAGUACCGACGCAGCGUGCUCGCCUACGCUGCCGCAUCCAAGUACGAGCUCAGCGGGCUACUGACCCUCUCCAAGAAAUACAUGCAGAAGCUAGACAAAGACCUAUCCAUCUUCGACGUCCUCAGCGUGGCCAGAAAAGCCAUCACCAAAAUCCCGGACUGGGAUCAGUGGUUUUUCAGCGUAUAUGUACGGAGCCGUCUCGCUGCGGCGUUCGAUGAAGAUGAGGAUUUGUUCGAGAGUCCGCGCUUCCAGUACCUUCUUGGAGCGGAGCCGGGGUUCGUGACGUGCUUGGUCCAGGCCAUGGUAGCUAUCUACGAGGCGAAGCUGUCUGAGCUGAAGCAGUAUCCUAAGAUAAACGGAUACCACCAUCAUGACAGAGACGAAGACAACAGGGAAGAGCAAGAACAUGAUAAUGCUAAUGGUGGUGGAUACAUGGAGCCUAUACCCACCAGCCCCGGACGAAACUACAACAAAGCGGUAAUCUUCAUCGAGGAGACCAUGUCGGACAGACAACCCUCCGAGGGGGCGCCCUCGGAGGCAGGAUAUCCGGACUCAAUCCAAGAAGAGAACCUCACCACCACAAGAGAACACAUGGAAGCGUUCCCCGAACUAACAGAUGACGUGUACGUCCCUGAAGCGCAGCAACAGGAGGAGCGAUACGCCCCGACCGAAGAGACGAUCGUUGAGGAGCCAGGACCGGAGACCGAGACGAAGACACACGGACUAGAGAAAGACAUAGUGACUGAGCGGUGGGGUGCAUGGCGCAACUGGGCAACCAAAGACAGGGACUGGUACAGGAACGACAUGCAUGAUGGAGCGACGACGGUGGUGCCUGAGAAGCCUGCUGUUCCUGAGCCGCCGCCGCCCGAAGACCCCGUUCCGGAGUACCCUGAGAUGCAGCGCUCCGUGACGGAGGAGACUGCAACUGAGAGUGUUCCGGCGGAGAAUGUCAACGUUAAUGGGAAGAAGCUGGGGAAGAAGAGCCGUAAGAAGAAGAUGCGGGCGCUGUUUUCCUCUGCGGAGGAGCCGAAAGCUGAGCUACAGGCUGCGUAUUGA
Messenger RNA from Aspergillus welwitschiae, 1410 nucleotides. RefSeq lists its product as uncharacterized. NCBI's taxonomy places the organism in Eukaryota, Fungi, Ascomycota, Eurotiomycetes, Eurotiales, Aspergillaceae. The transcript has 2 exons. The record is from RefSeq and is a predicted model, not a curated record. Bases 1 to 1410 code for a protein of 469 amino acids.